Messenger RNA from Salmo salar (Atlantic salmon), 1595 nucleotides. Its product is annotated as DNA repair protein complementing XP-A cells homolog. The record is from RefSeq and is a predicted model, not a curated record. NCBI's taxonomy places the organism in Eukaryota, Metazoa, Chordata, Actinopteri, Salmoniformes, Salmonidae. Gene Ontology annotation, cellular component: nucleotide-excision repair factor 1 complex. Gene Ontology annotation, biological process: UV-damage excision repair; nucleotide-excision repair, DNA damage recognition; nucleotide-excision repair involved in interstrand cross-link repair. Gene Ontology annotation, molecular function: damaged DNA binding.
AUAACAACCCGGAAGUUGGUUGUGCGACCGACAAAUGGCAGCCGCCGGUAACUCGAACACACCGCGGUGUCCACGGGUUAAAACUAGAAACACAAACAAUUGUACCCCUCUUAGAGCUCUGCCAGCUGUCUUGCUGGUAAACAACUUUACUUAAUUGUAAUUUCCAAGACGCUGGAGAGUUUAGCCUACAGCUAAGUUAGUUAGUGCAUGUUUUUUUGCGAUGGAUCUGUUGGAGCCUCCCACACCGGUGAAGGAUAAUGCUUCUUCUCAUUCGGAGUCCAAAGCCAAGAACUGCGAUCUGUCCCCCGCGAUGAGAGCCAAGAUCGAACGAAACAGACAGCGGGCUCUAAUGCUGAGGCAAGCCCGACUUGCCAGCAGACCAUCGGCAGGAGAAGGGGGUGGAACCUCGGCUAAAGUCGCUAAGAUAGUCGACUCUGGAGGUGGGUUCUUCAUUGAUGAAGAAGAGGAGGGACAGGAGGAGCAAAGGACAAAGGAAGUGGUGCUUCAACCAGCCCCGGUGAUAGAGACAGACUAUCUGCUGUGUGAUGACUGUGACAAGCCGUUUAUGGAUUCCUACCUCAGCAGCGGCUUCGAUCUGGCAGUCUGUGACAACUGCAGAGACAACGAGGUGAAACACAAGCUGAUAUCCCGUACGGAGGCUAAGCAGCUCUACCUACUGAAGGACUGUGACCUGGACAAGAGGGAACCAGUGCUGAGGUUUGUCCUGAGGAAGAACCCACACAACCCUCACUGGGGAGACAUGAAACUCUACCUCAAGCUGCAGGUGGAGAAGCGCUCCUUAGAGGUGUGGGACUCCGAGGAGGCCCUGGAGGAGGCCAAGGAGGCCAGAGAGGAGAACAGGGAGGUGCAGAAGCAGAAGCGCUUCAACAAAAAGGUUAAAGAGCUCCGCCGGGCAGUGAGGAGCAGCGUGUGGACAAAGGACACCAGUGCUCACCAGCACGAGUACGGCCCCGAGGAGCUAGUGGAUGAAGAGGAGGAUCUCUACAGGAAGGUCUGUAACACCUGUGGACAUGAACUGACCUAUGAGAAGAUGUAGCCUAGUGUCCUUUAAACCGUAUCCCGGAGGCUCACAGGGUGAGUUCUUUUUUUUUUUCUGGACCACUGAUGAUACACCUGACAUGUAAACUGAGAUUCAAAUGACUGAUACCUCAAGACACAUGUCUUGAAGCUGAAGCAAGGAGGCUGACCUGAAAUCAUCUCAGCACCUGCCAUACACAAAGAAUCCACAAGAGGGCAUAAAUACAUCAACACAUUUGUACAGAGAAACGUUGCAGUGCUCAGAAGCUGGUCGUAGCUGUUAUGUUAUAUUAUCAACUGUCUAGCAUGUUAACUUCCAUUUUGUAUUGACCAUUUCUAAGAUCAUGUAAUGUGUAGAAGGAUCUGCAUGUGCACAAUAAAUAUAUUUUUUUCCAUAAUGUGAUCACUUUUGCAUCUGUACUUGACUUGUUUUAGAUCUGUAAACAAUCUGUAAAACAAAUGUGCUGUUUUGUGCCCUUGGUGAAGAUGGAGAAUUAUUGUAUUAAUCCAGAAUCAAGAAAUUGAUUUCGUUUGCAUAAAAUUCAUUGAAAAUGGUA